Molecule: messenger RNA, 336 nt
Organism: Dracunculus medinensis (Guinea worm)
Lineage: Eukaryota; Metazoa; Nematoda; Chromadorea; Rhabditida; Dracunculidae
Source: the annotation of a GenBank genome assembly
AUGCAUUAUUUCAUCCGACGCUCCAAAUCUUUAGAUCUUAAUUUAAUUCGAAGAGAAAGCUAUCUGGCUCGCUGGUCGCGUGAAACAACUCCUGUUGACUCGGAAGAAAGAUAUAUUCGCAAUAUUCGACGUUCAUAUACACCAGUACGUGAGGUUGCAGCAUACGAAAUGAUACAGGAUACACGUCGGCCACUGAAUAGUUAUCGAGCACGAACUCCUUUAGAAGUUGUAACUAUUCCUUAUCAUACAAAUAUUUAUUAUUUUGCGGAAACACAACCAUUAAGAAAAUAUGACAUCUUUCAGCUUCGAACAUGGGCUUAUCCUAUAUAUAAGUGA